Molecule: messenger RNA, 681 nt
Organism: Trichoderma atroviride IMI 206040
Lineage: Eukaryota; Fungi; Ascomycota; Sordariomycetes; Hypocreales; Hypocreaceae
Molecular function (GO): protein binding
Source: RefSeq, a predicted model, not a curated record
GCCAUGGCUUCUUCAAAUCCCUUCCUCUUGGCCGCCGACAACAGCCCUGCGCUGCUGCCUCUCCUCCGAGAAAAGCCUGCGCUGGCAUCGGCCCAGGACGAGCAUGGCUACUCGCUUGUGCACGCUGCGGCCAGCUACAACCACCUCGACUUGCUCCGAACUCUGAUCCAGGAAUUCAAGGUCGAUAUCAAUAUCAAAGACGAGGACAACGAAACCGCCUUGUUUGUCGUCGAGACUCCCGAAGCUGCCAAAGCCCUGGUCGAGCUGGGCGUGGAUGUCAUGCACCGAGGCGUGGAAGGAUUUACAGCGAGAGAGAAGAUUGAGGGAGAAGCCGAGUUCCCGGAUGUUGCGGCUUACUUGGCUACCAUUGAGUCUGAAAAGGCUGGAGAAGAACUCGAGGCGGCUGCUGCCGAGAUUGCGAGGAACGCCCCCGAAGGCAUGAAGGUCACUGUUGGCACUAUGGACGAGACGCAGGAUAUUCCCGCCGAGUUCGACCCAGAGUUCCGUCGCCGAAUAGAAGAGUUGGCGCAGCGAGAAGACUUUAAUACUGCCGAGGGCCAGGCUGAUUUGCGAAAGCUGGUGGAAGAGGCCCUGCUCGACCAAGGAUUGUCCGAGGAGCGCAAUGUGCGAUCUAAGCAAGCCUAAGUGUUUCUGUUUCAAUCCAGACUCUUAAUCUCCCAC